GAGCCUUCCUCUUCAGCCACCUAGCAACCUCUGCUCAAAAUUCAAACUAUUUUUCUAGGUUGAAAUCAACACUAGCUGGAAGCGAAAGCAUGGAACCAAAUUAAUCUUCAAUACCCACCUAUGCUUUUAGGUGACAAGUCACACACCACUUCAAGUGGUCAUCAUCUUGAACUCUCCCACUUCUUUUUGGCCUUUAUUAGUGCUGCUCCUCCACCACUAUAACUACUGCUUCAAGUAAUCAACGCUAGUAAUCCCAUCUCAUCUCUUCUCAAAAUCUUUACUUGAUUGAAAAUGAAUUCCAAGCCUUUUCUUCUCCUCUGUCUUCUGUUGGCAGCUGUUCUUCUCACCUCCUCAGCUGCGUCAGCUAAGAUAUCUAUAGAUGAGAAAAAUGUGGAAGCAGCUGAUCAGCAAGUAAACCAGGUAGCUCAUGCAAGCACUCAGGGGGGUUGCGGGUAUGGAUCAGGUUAUGUUACUAACAGAAGAGGGCGUAUCGCUCAGAGUCUGGGUUGCAAAAAUGGCUGUUGUUCUUGGGGUCCUCGUAAAAUAUGCAGAAGGUGCUGCUCUAGUGCAGAAGAAGCUCUCAACAACAAGAAAAAUUAAGAAUCCCAUGCCAGCUGGGAACUGAACCCUGACGUAUAUUACUCUAUGUAAUGUAUGGGGAAUUAUGAAUAAGAUGCAUGAGGGUAUUGUCUUCCCUUUCAUGCCUGGUCGCUUCUAGUGCUUGUGGAUCAUGUUAUGAAGCUGUAUCAAAUGAAAGGUAGUUCAUUUCUAGACCUCAA
Vitis vinifera (wine grape) is the source of this 779-nucleotide messenger RNA. RefSeq lists its product as uncharacterized. The transcript has 2 exons. The record is from RefSeq and is a predicted model, not a curated record. The coding region runs from base 292 to 600 and encodes 102 amino acids. NCBI's taxonomy places the organism in Eukaryota, Viridiplantae, Streptophyta, Magnoliopsida, Vitales, Vitaceae.